This is a messenger RNA of Spea bombifrons (plains spadefoot toad), 2241 nucleotides long. It is a transcript of the gene DOK1, whose product is annotated as docking protein 1. Gene Ontology annotation, biological process: cell surface receptor protein tyrosine kinase signaling pathway; positive regulation of MAPK cascade. Lineage: Eukaryota; Metazoa; Chordata; Amphibia; Anura; Pelobatidae. The coding region runs from base 127 to 2241 and encodes 704 amino acids. Gene Ontology annotation, cellular component: cytoplasm. The record is from RefSeq and is a predicted model, not a curated record. The transcript is spliced from 5 exons.
GCCAAGGAAAGGGGGUGAGGUGUUGGGAGUGAAGAGAGUUGUGUUGGGGGAGGCUUUGGAGGCUGUUGAUGGGAAGGUUCAGUGUCCCCUUGUGAUCUCUGUAUUGAGUCGAGUCGCAGGGUCAGAAUGUCCGGGUCCGACAAACCCCUGAAGGAGGGACAGCUCCACAUCAAGCAGAACAAGUUCGGCAAGAAAUGGAAGCGCUGCUAUGUGCUUCUCUACCCCGACUCGUCGUUCGGCGUGGCGCGGCUGGAAAUGUACGACUGGAAGGAUGGUACUUUAUCGGGAGACAAGUUCAUAGCCCGUCGAGCCGGGGAUCGGAAGGUCGUGCGCUUGGCGGAGUGCAUUCGUGUGGACUCAGUCCCGACAGAGACUGGCCCCAAGGAAAACAUGACAGCAUUCACUUUAGAGACUAGUGAGAAAGCAAUUCUUCUGUCUGCUGAGCGCACGCUCGUCAACGAAUGGAUCCAGAAGCUUUGUGAGGUCGCCUUCCCAAAUAAUCCUAAUGGGUUUAAGUCAUCCCAAGAUAAGGAACCAGCAGGAUCUCCAGGUCUUUCAUCAUUAGAGAUGGCUGUGAACAGUAUUUAUGUCUCCCAUGAGGAAGUGUGCGAGUUUUGGGUUACUGUGCAGAGGACCGAAGCUGCAGAACGCUGUUCCCUGAGAGGAUCCUACAUCCUGCGCGCCGAGGUUGACUGUCUCAUACUGAAGGAUCCCCAAACCAAGCAAACAUUGUACUCCUGGCCAUACAAACUACUGCGCAGAUACGGAAGGGAUAAGGUUAUGUUUUCCUUUGAGGCUGGAAGAAGAUGCGCAUCAGGUCCAGGAAGUUUCACCUUUGAGACAUCUCAGGGUCAUGAAAUCUUCCAAAUGGUGGAGUCCUCCAUAAGAGCUCAGCAGGAGCCUGGGAACAGACUAAGCUGCCCGGUGCUGGACACAGAUUCCCUUACAGACACCUCACCCCAUGAACCAGUUCCUGCCAUGCCUGAGGUCCAGUUAAAAAAUGUGAAAAUUAGGAAAGAUACAGAGGAAAAGCCUUUCAAAGGUCGGACCCUUCCUGACCUCCCCAUGGCCAAACCUGUAUUGCCACAUAACCUUCCUGACACUGCUUCUUUGGGACCAAAACCAGCAAUGUCUGGUACUCCUCCACGGUCCCCGGUUUCCAGAUCUGCCAAUAAGACAGGAGGGGACACAGAACAUUUGAUGGGAGUUUAUUCUGAACCCAAAGAUUCUGUGAGGGCCAUAAAAACUUUGUUUGACCCCCUCUACUCAGAUCCUGUGGACAGUGUCAAAGACAAGAGGCAAAAUAGAGACAUGUUUGGGGCCUCCCCUCUUUACUCCGAUCUGUAUGAGCCAGUUGGGUAUGAAGUGCUUGGAGGUGGGGUCUCCCAUAAAGCACCAGGUGUUCCUGUGUUUUAUCCACCCUCAGAAGACCAUAUCUACGAUGAGCCAGAAGGGAUUGCCCAGUCUUGUGAGGCCCCAGUGUUAUACUCAGAGGUGCAUGUGAAAGGAGAAGCCAGGAGGAGGCCACCCAACAAGGAGAAAACUUGUCACCCAGAUGUUUACAUUGCAUCAAACAAUCAAGGAGAACGCAGUCACACUCGAAAUAAAUCGGGCCCCAAACCAGUGCCUGCGCCCAAACCUCAAGGAAUGACCGUCACCAAAUUUAUAGGGAAGGAACUGGACCCUGAGAAGACAUCUGGACAAUCUCACAUCUCCUUAUCCAACAGCAACAACAAUAGUAACACAGAGGUGUUAUAUAGUCAAGUUCUGAAACCAGGGGUCUCAGGAUCAAAGUCUCAACCACCAAGAAAACUGCAGUCUAUGGGAUCCCCACCUCCACCAGACAAGCCACAGUUCGCACCAGACAAGCCACAGUUCGCACCAGACAAGCCACAGUUCCCACCAGACAAGCCACAGUUCGCACCAGUCCUGUCUCCAGCAAAACCAUCAGCUCUUUCAACCCCUCAAGUGCUAAGUAAACCACAGCCUCAUCCAGCUACAUCUCAGGGUACUCCACAUUUACCAGGAUCAUUCACACCUCACCUCGUUCCACCAGUUACACUUUCAACAACAAAAUUACAAUCAACACCAGCUCAGCCGUUCCCAGUAAAACCAGUGACCUCGGGUGGUUUAUCUGCUGGUGAUCUUCAGUUGUGCCAUACCUCAAUGUGCCCUGAGAGAGAGCUCUCGGUGGAUGAUAAUCGCCUGUCAUCCAUUUAUGAGGAUAUGGGAAUGCUGUGA